Messenger RNA from Fusarium keratoplasticum, 1989 nucleotides. RefSeq lists its product as uncharacterized. The record is from RefSeq and is a predicted model, not a curated record. Lineage: Eukaryota; Fungi; Ascomycota; Sordariomycetes; Hypocreales; Nectriaceae. The transcript is spliced from 3 exons. Gene Ontology annotation, cellular component: membrane; endomembrane system. The coding region runs from base 1 to 1989 and encodes 662 amino acids.
AUGGCCGAAGCACAAGUCUUGCCACAGAGGCAAGCUGGCCAAGGGGAGCAGCAGCAAGGAGGUGGAUUCAACUUCAACAAGCUCCUCCUCGGCGGCGCCAUCUACUUUGGCUUCAACAUGGCCCUCAACUACGCCACCAAGAAGGACCAGCGAGCCGUCGCCGUCAACCACCCCGAGACGGGCGAGAUCAUCAAGGUCCCCGGGAACACAGAGGGCAUCCCUCCGUUUGAGCUUCGCCCCAAGGAGCUCAACGAGGGCGCCACGUAUCGUGCGUUCCCCAAGAACGUUGCGCCCAUCUGGCCUCAGGACAGCCACGUCGACAUCGUCGUGACCCUGUCGCAGUCGUUCAACCCCAUCCCCAUCUCCGAGACCUCCGACGAGUAUGUCGUCUUGCAAGAGAAGGAUUUCCACCUCAGCAACAAGUCCGACAAGCGAACCGUUGAGACAACAUUUACCGUUCCCCCUGCUGUCCAGCACAAUGGCACCCUCUGGGGCCACUUCUACGUUGGUCUCACCGGAAGCAACCUUGACCCUAAGCAGCCUGGUUUCGAUACUGCCAAGGCCUAUCACUUUACAUGGCCUUUGACUCAGUACCUCCCCAAGAAGAAGGUUGCAAAGACGCGAAACUUGCUUGAGGAUCUUCCGGCUCCCGUCGAGGAGUUAACCGAGGAGGAAAAGGCAACUGGUCCUGUCAUCGCCAACUACUAUCACCCCAACGCCACUUUCUCCUUCGUCUCUGACCUGGGUGUCAAGGAAUUUGGCAUGAUGGGUCCUCAAAUCCGACAAUACAUGCGCCUAGAGGCCACUGGUGCCCGAGACGGAUCGGGCCAGAACGGCUGGUAUUAUCCCGUUCUGUUCAUCAACAACUUUUGGCAACUCACAAACCAGAUGACUCUUCUCAACGACACAGUCAAGGAACUUCCCCUGCGUAUUGACCUUGGCAACCUGGCAGGUUGGCAGUUCCAGCUCAUGGCUACUCUUGAGACCAACUCCAAGGAGUCUGCCCGACAGGCUGCUUUCGGAGCCUCUCUCCCUGGCGGUGGCGACGGUACCGAGAUUGAAAUGAUCAAGGAGGUUUUCCUUGACUCAAACCCUUACUUGCUCGGCGUCACCAUCGUGGUCAGCAUCCUGCACAUGAUUCUCGAGACGCUUGCUUUCGGAUCUGAUAUUGCCCACUACCGCAAGAAGAAGGACAAUGUCGGUAUCUCGGUGCGCUCCAUUCUGGCCAACGUCUUCAUGCAGACCGUCAUCUUCCUCUAUCUCCUGGACAACUCGCAAAACACCAGCUGGAUGAUCCUGGGUAGCCAGGUCGUCGGUAUCGUCAUUGAGUUCUGGAAGAUUACAACCGUCGUCAACGUGCGCGUCCGUCCCGGCGCACCCGGAUCAUUCCUCCCAUACACGGUUACCUUCGAGGACAAGCAGAAGUUGACCGAGACUGAGGAGAAGACCAAGGAGUACGACGAGAUCGCCUUCAAGUACAUGUACAUGGCCGGCGUUCCUCUCCUGAUUGCCUAUGGCAUCUACUCGCUCAUCUACGACUCUCACAAGUCGUGGUACUCAUACAUCAUCACAACCCUGGUGGGAUCUGUCUACGCCUACGGAUUCCUGAUGAUGGUCCCCUCGCUGUACAUCAACUACCGCCUUAAGAGCGUUGCGCACAUGCCCGCCAAGGCCAUGAUGUACAAGUUCCUCAACACCUUUAUCGACGACCUGUUUGCCUUCACCAUCAAGAUGCCCAUCCUGCAUCGCCUGGCUACCUUCCGUGACGACAUCAUCUUCUUCGUGUACCUGUAUCAGCGAUGGGCGUAUAGGAUUGACUACUCUCGUGUCAACGAGUUUGGUCAGGGUGGUGAGGAUGAGGCGGAGGAUGAGAAGAAGGCCAAGGAUGAGGCCAAGGAGGUGUUGGCUGAGGAUAUCAAGAAGGUCGAGGCCAAGGUUGAGGCUAAGGCCAGUGGUGCCGAUACCGGCAAGGCCAAGAAGCGCAAGUGA